Messenger RNA from Acanthoscelides obtectus, 567 nucleotides. Lineage: Eukaryota; Metazoa; Arthropoda; Insecta; Coleoptera; Chrysomelidae. The record is from the annotation of a GenBank genome assembly.
AUGCCGACUACACCUCCACGGGAGUCGCACAAACUUCCAGUAGAGAUGAAUCUUCGUCUCCAACAAGAAAUCAGUCCUUCUCCUACCCUGUUAGGCAGUUCAUCUCUGCAUGCGAUGGAAAAGGAUCAUCUGCCUCCACAACCCAUCUGCCACAAAACUAUGUGUGUGGUGUGGACAUGUAAUUAUAUUUUUCAAUACAAUACAUCUGGUAGUAACAAACAGCAUGUGACCACAAAGAAUACUGCAAAGCUUGAUCGUGAGACUGAAGAACUGAAACACGAAACCAUUCCAUUGGACGUUGGCAAGUUGAUUCAGCAAGGGCGUCAAGCUAAAGGACUCAGACAGAAGGAUCUUGCUACAAAAAUCAAUGAGAAACCACAGGUGAUUACUGAUGAACGGAUUGCGAGCAAGAGGGUCAGCGUGUCGCGCGUGCCAGAAGGGCUACAUAUUUUAAGUUUAAUUAAGAUUCCCUAUUUCCAAUACGUUUAUAUCUAUAGGGGUUCAGUGAAUACAGUGUCUCGCAACUUAAUCGUGGUAUUAUUGUCUCAGCCGUUACCUUACCCUUGA